This is a messenger RNA of Phragmites australis (common reed), 1705 nucleotides long. RefSeq lists its product as uncharacterized. The record is from RefSeq and is a predicted model, not a curated record. NCBI's taxonomy places the organism in Eukaryota, Viridiplantae, Streptophyta, Magnoliopsida, Poales, Poaceae. The transcript is spliced from 8 exons. The coding region runs from base 273 to 1376 and encodes 367 amino acids.
GCGGCCACGCCGAAGGGUAGGAGGAAACGUCUCGUCUCGCCCCUUGCCACGGAUCCACCCCCACUCACGGGCCAGCGAGCUCUGCGCUUCCACUUGCCCUCGUCCCACCUCGCACCAGUCUCUCUCUCUCUCUCUCUCUCUCUCACCCAACCUCCGCACCCGCACGCUCUCGACUCCGGCAGCAUCCGGUGGAGGAGGAGCACGGGGCGCUCGAUCUCAUGGUGGUGAUUUGAUCUCCCUUCGCCUGCUUUCUGACCUGAAGCCAAGCGGGGAUGGGGUACCUCCCGGCGCUGGGCGGGAAGGCGGCGCACCUGGUGUCCGACCUCGCCACCAUCAUCCUCAACCCCGUCUCCGAGCGCGAGCGCCAUUGGCACCACCCUUCCCACCUCCUGGAGGCCACUGAAGGGAAAGAAACUCUAUAUAGUGACGAAGAUUCUGACAAAAAUUUCGAGAUUCCAAAUGGUCCUGACACAUCUUCCUUCAGAGCAUUUCUGAUGUCAUUUAUGUCACCCUCAAGCUCCAGCAGUGAUUCAAUGGAGAUCAUACCUGAGCAGAAUCUGGAUAUGGAAUACCCAACUUUAACACCUGUUGGGAAGGCAAGCAGUGGAAGGAAGGGCUUGCUUAGUAGAGGGAAGCAUUCCAUUGUAAAAAUUAUGAGCAAAGCAGGCCGACUUAGUAAUCUCAGGCAAAAACCCACCCACAGCAUUGAUGGGGAAACCCUAGAUCAAACAGAAUCAAUUAUACCUGGAUUGGAGAUGAAGGGAUCAAAGGAAUUUGCUUUGCAUGAUAAGCUACCAGCUAUGUCUGAACCAUCUAUGCUUUUGUCAGAAAUGAUGCAAGCUGUUCUUUGUACAUCUCUUCCUGUUCUUGUUCAAGGAAAGAACUGGAUGUUGGUAUACAGUACCUGGAGGCAUGGAAUAUCUUUGUCUACUCUGUAUAGAAGGAGCAUGCUUUGUGCUGGCCCCUCACUUCUGAUAGUUGGGGAUCGAAGAGGAGCAGUUUUUGGUGGUUUGGUUGAUGCCCCAUUGCAGCCAAUCAUAAAAAAGAAGUAUCAGGGGACAAAGGACUGCUUCGUGUUCACCAAUGUAGAUGGCCAUCCUGUUAUAUGCCGCCCAACAGGUGCUAAUAACUAUUUCACGUUUUGCUCACCUGAAUAUUUGGCAAUGGGAGGUGGUGGUCACUUCGCGCUUUAUCUGGAUGGGGACCUUCUGAAUGGUUCAAGUUCCACAUCAGAGACUUUUAGCAACCCAUGCUUAUCACAUACCCAGGAAUUCAAAGUCAAAGACGUUGAGCUGUGGGGCUUCGUGAAUGCUUCCAGGUAUGAAGAGAUGCUCACGAUCUGCCGCACCGAAAAGCCAGGAAUUUGGAAUCUGUGAUCGUGCGAAGCUCCUGAGCUGUUGAUGCUCGGUGCCAACCUAUCGUCUGGUGUAGCUUGUACAGUUUUGUAGCAUAUAGGCUCUGCAAGAGUUUUGUCUGUUCUUUGUGAGUAUAAAACGUAUGUAGAACAUGUAGACAAGAGUUACCAUAUGGAAUGAAAACAUGAGUACAGCUCUGGUCGAAUCUGGAGCUUGACUGGAGAAAAUGUCAUUCAGGUUUGUAAAUAUUCAAUGACAUUACUAGAAAUACUAGUGUGUAGUAACACUCAAUUUUCUUCCGCAUUAGAACCUAUCUAAGAACCAAUUAAAAAAACUAUCUAAGAAUGUCA